This is a messenger RNA of Panonychus citri (citrus red mite), 4556 nucleotides long. RefSeq names its product ubiquitin carboxyl-terminal hydrolase 7-like (gene Usp7). Gene Ontology annotation, cellular component: nucleus; cytosol. The transcript has 17 exons. Lineage: Eukaryota; Metazoa; Arthropoda; Arachnida; Trombidiformes; Tetranychidae. Gene Ontology annotation, biological process: regulation of protein stability; protein deubiquitination. The record is from RefSeq and is a predicted model, not a curated record. Gene Ontology annotation, molecular function: cysteine-type endopeptidase activity; cysteine-type deubiquitinase activity; protein binding. Bases 397 to 3576 code for a protein of 1059 amino acids.
UAGGGGAUCUUCAACUGUUUCCAUUCGGUGACUUAGCCAUUGGAAUAAUUAAAUUGAGAUUAAAUCAAAUUUGAUUGAAUGUAUUUAUGUUAAUCCUUGUUAAUUAGUUGUGAUCCUAAUUCUCGUUCAUCUUUGACUUUGUGUCUUUUUGCGUCACUUUCUUGUUCUCUAUUUUUCUCAAUUUUGUCUUCAUCAUCUUUAUAUAAAUUCUCUCUCUCUCUCUCUCUCUCUGUCUACUUUUCUUUGCUCUGUUUUCUUCUUCUCUUUCUUUUUUCCUUCUCUCUGUCUCUCUCCUUCUUUUACACUCUCUUUAUCCCAGUUUUUCCACUUUCCAAUUUUUCUUCGUCUCAUCCAUCUAUUUAUUAUUAUUGUUAUUUAUUAUUAACCAUUCUAAUCAUGGCUACUGGUGGCGAUGAUAUUGAUGAAGCUCGAUCUGAGGCUACCUUCAGAUUCAAAAUUGAAAAUUUCAGUAAGAUGAGAGAUUCUGUUCUCAGUCCAUCUACAUAUGUCCGUAAUUUACCAUGGAAAAUCAUGGCUAUGCCUCGUACCAAUCAAUCCCAAGAUCGUCAGCCAACCAAGAGUCUAGGAUUUUUCUUACAAUGCAAUGGAAACUCAGACUCAUCAACUUGGUCAUGCAAUGCAACAGCUGAGCUCAGAUUAAUAAAUCAAAAUGAUGAAGGAGAACCGUUGACAAGAAAGAUUCAGCACGUUUUCUAUAGUAAAGAAAACGAUUGGGGAUUCAGCCACUUCGCUGCUUGGAGCGAUAUUCUUGAUCCAGAGAAAGGAUAUUGUAAGGAUGACUCCAUAGUGUUGGAAGUUUGGGUUUCCGCUGAUGCUCCUCAUGGUGUCAGUUGGGAUUCAAAAAAACAUACUGGAUACGUAGGACUUAAAAAUCAGGGUGCAACUUGCUAUAUGAACUCGCUCCUUCAAACCCUAUUUUUUACCAAUAAACUUAGAAAAGCAGUUUACCAAAUGCCGACCGAAAGUGAUGAUUCCUCUAAAAGUGUUGCCCUGGCUUUACAACGUGUUUUUUAUGAGUUACAAUUUUCAGAUAAACCAGUGGGUACCAAAAAGCUGACCAAAUCAUUCGGAUGGGAAACACUAGACUCAUUUAUGCAACAUGAUGUCCAAGAAUUAUGUAGAGUCCUUCUAGAUAAUAUGGAGAGUAAAAUGAAAAGUACUUGUGUUGAAGGAACCAUACCUAAGCUUUUUGAGGGUAAAAUGAUCUCUUUUAUUAGGUGCAAGAAUAUUGAAUUUUCAUCUUCCCGCGUUGAACCAUUUUACGAUAUUCAAUUGAAUGUUAAAGGAAAGAAAAAUAUCAAGGAGUCAUUCAAAGAUUACACUUCGGUGGAAUUGUUAGAUGGAGAAAACAAAUAUGAUGCUGGUGAAUAUGGUCUUCAAGAAGCUGAGAAAGGAAUUAUAUUUGCUUCUUUUCCCCCUGUUCUUCAUCUUCAUCUUCUCCGUUUUCAAUAUGAUCCCGUAACUGACACAAAUAUUAAAAUAAAUGAUAGAUUUGAAUUUUAUGAGAAAAUUAAUUUAAGUGAAUACCUUCAGAAAGAUGAAAACAAUCAAACCACGAAACAUGCCGAUUAUACUUUACAUGCUGUUUUAGUUCAUUCUGGAGAUAAUCAUGGAGGUCAUUAUGUUGUUUUUAUAAAUCCUAAAGGAGAUGGUAAAUGGUGUAAAUUUGAUGAUGAUGUAGUCUCUCGAUGUACUAAACAAGAAGCGAUAGAUCACAAUUUUGGUGGUAAUGAGGAUGAUGUUACAGUCAAACAUUGUACCAAUGCGUAUAUGUUAGUUUACAUUGCUGAUGAUAGUGAUGUCUUGGAACCGGUAACUGAAGAAGAUAUUCCUGAACAGCUGAUUGAAAGGUUGCAAGAGGAGAAACGCCAAGAAAAUUUGAGAAGAAAGGAAAGGAAUGAAGCUCAUCUUUAUAUGUCUAUUCAAUGUUACACUGAGGAUAGCUUUAUGGGACACAAAGGAAAUGAUCUAUUCGAUCCUGAAAAAUCUCCUUUCAAAAUAUUUCGAAUUAAAAAACAAGCAACAAUCAAGGAAGCUUUGGAAACUAUUGCAGAGCAACUGAAAUAUCCGGAAGCUGGUAUUCGUAUUUGGCCAAUAACUCAAAGAGCCAAUGAAACUUCAAGACCAGGAAGUUUGGAUAUAGAUACUGAUCCCAUUAAAAAUAUUUCUGAGAUUGCAGAAAGUAGCAAUCCAUGGAAUGUCUUUCUAGAAAUGAUUGAACCCGAUUCUGGACUAACAGAAUUACCUCCAAUCGAUAAAGAGAAUGACGUUCUUCUUUUCUUCAAAAUGUAUGAUCCCAAGAACAAAUUCAUUACUUAUUGUGGUCUUGCUCAUUUGCCUGCAAAUACCAAGACCCGAGACAUUAUUCCUUUCUUGAAUAAGAAGGCUGGUUUUCCACCAAACACUCCACUCGAUCUUUAUGAGGAAGUCAAACCUAACAUGGUUGAACCAAUCGAAGACUUAGACCAACCAUUGAAUAAAGUGUUGGAUGAACUUAUGGAUGGGGAUAUCAUUGUUUUCCAAAGAUCAGACCUAAAAUUAGGACCUGAAUAUGAACUGCCCACUGUCGCUGACUACUUUAAGGAUCUCUUCAAUAGGGUUGAAGUUAUUUUCUGUGAUAAACAACUUCAAAAUGAUCAAGGUAUCGCUUUGGAGUUAUCUCUGAAAAUGAAGUAUGAUCAAAUAGCCACUGCUCUGGGUCAGAGAUUAGGAUGCGAUCCAUAUUUAAUACAGUUUUACAGACCUCAAAGUUACCGAGAUGCUCAUUGUGGUCCACUGAAAUGUAAUUAUGAAGGUAACUUGCAGGAGAUUUUAACUAAUUAUAAACCAAGGCAGCCUAAGAAAUUAUAUUAUCAAUUGUUAACUAUUCGCGUCAAUGAGUUGGAAAAUAAAAAGCCAUUUAAAUGUGUAUGGGUCAACAAUAAGCUUAAGGAAGAGAAAGAGCUUCAACUGUAUCCAAAUAAAAACGGAACUGUUGCUGAGCUUUUAAGCGAAGCAAGAAAACAAAUCGAACCUUCUGAAGAAGGAAGUGGUCAACUGAGACUUUUAGAAGUUUCCUCGAACAGGAUAACAACAAUUCAUAAUGAAGAUAUACAAUUGGAAUGUUUAAAUCCUGUGGGUAAUAAGACAUUUAGAAUUGAAGAAAUACCCAAGGACGAAAUGGUCAAAGAAUCUGGAGAUUUUGUCAUUCCCGUGACACAUUUUCAAAAGGAGAUUUAUCAUACAUUUGGUACACCCUUUUUGCUUAAACUGAGAAAUGGUGAACCAUUUUCGGCUGUGAAAGAUAGAAUUCAGAAAAAGUUAGAUGUUCCUGACAAAGAAUUCGAAAAAUUCAAAUUUGCCAUCAUUUUGGGCUCUAAACCACAAUAUUUACCAGAGGAUAGUGAUUAUAUCGUAAGCAAAGAUGAUUUCCAAGUCCAAUCAAUUCAGAACAGCCUUCAGACUGGACAAACAGACAAAUGGACUAAACCAUGGUUAGGUCUUGAUCAUGUCAAUAAAGCGCCGAAAAGAUCAAGAUACAAUUACUUGGAAAAGGCCAUAAAAAUUCACAAUUAAAAUCAACCAACUGCAUGAUGAAUUCACUAAUCCAUUGAUUAAAAAACGGAUCCUACGUUAACCACACUCAAAUACACACACAUACACACAUAAACACACACACACACAAGAGUCUAAUUCCCCACUGGUCGUGCUUUUAAACAACAAAAAAGAAACGUCGACACUCAUAUACACAUCUAAAGUCAUCUGAUUCAAAGAUAAACAAAAGCAAAUUAUUAUUAUCAACUAUAUCUAAAGAAAAGAAAAGAAAAUCAUCAUCAGCUGAUUGAAUGAUGAAAAACCAAACUAAUCAACAAAACCUCAGUUUGCAAGUUUUUGUUAUUAUUUAUUGUGCUUGUUAUUGUGGUAAUUGUUUGUGUAUUUUGCUGUGUGAUGAUCACAAUGAUUAUACUAAUUGGUUUAAAUAAUCCAACAAAAGUAUAAGCAUUUAUUGAUCCAUAUGACUAUCAUCACUUAAUUGGCACGUUAUUCGUGUUAAUUACUUUUAAAAUAGUUAUAUAUUAGGAAGAAGUUUUUAUUAAAUAUAUGGAAAGAGUGUGAAAAAAAGUUAAUCAAGAUGCUAAAUUAGCAUCUUUCGUAUUAAUCUUACUAAUUAAUUCACACACAAAACACAACAGUCCCCGAAUAUACAAUCACAAUACUAUUUAAACUGAGGUUUUUUCGUUGAUUUGAUUUAAAUUGUAAUUGGAUUUAUGGCAAACGAAAAAAAAGAUGAACUAAAUUCGCUGAUGUCUCAUCAUCUUUUUGAUGGAAAAUCCUUUUUUUCUGUGCUCGAAAUCAUGUUAAGAGAAUUCAUCUUUUUUUCUUCACUCUUCUAUUUUUCUUUCUCUCUUUCUGUCUCUUUUCACUUUUCGUCUCUUUCUAUCUUCUUUUUCUUCUUCUUCCACUCUUCUCUUUAACUCAAUUCAUGAGAAGCUCAUUCAUAAAAAAAACCAAGUUCAUUGGGUAAUCAUUAAAAAAUACAAAAUCUUUUCUAGUAA